AUGAGCCUCAGAGGAAAGUGUGCUCUGUCCACAGCGGAUUUAUUCGACACUCCACUGUAUUCUUUGCCGAUUGAUAGAGGUGUAUAUCGUGACCUCGAAAAAACAGGAGAGUUUGUUAGCCUCUCUCUGGAUCGGGAUGAAGAAGAGCAUUCUAUAGAAAUGCAAAUGCCAUAUAUAGCAAAGAUGAUGGAAAGUUACCAAGGCAAAUUCUCUGUCGUACCAAUUUUGGUAGGAUACUUAACUCCUGAAAGAGAAGCAGUUUAUGGUCAGAUUUUCGCUCAAUACCUGUCAAAUCCUGAAAACUUCUUUGUAAUAUCUUCUGAUUUUUGUCAUUGGGGAAAAAGAUUUCAAUACACCUACUAUGAUAAAAGUAAAGGGGCAAUCUGGCAAUCUAUACAAGCACUUGAUGAAACAGGAAUGGAGUUAAUUGAACGACUUGCUCCUUCUGAAUUUACAAGCUAUUUGGAGCAGUAUGGUAACACCAUAUGUGGACGACACCCAAUAGGUGUAUUAUUGCAAAUUAUCACAUCUUUACGCAUGAUUAUACCCAAUAAUGAUUUUAGCAUGAAGUUUAUACGAUAUACCCAGUCAGAACACUGUAAUAAUAUGAAUCAGUCAUCUGUUAGCUAUGCAGCUGGUGUGCUACAAAUAUCUUGA
This is a messenger RNA of Schistosoma turkestanicum, 657 nucleotides long. The record is from the annotation of a GenBank genome assembly. Lineage: Eukaryota; Metazoa; Platyhelminthes; Trematoda; Strigeidida; Schistosomatidae.